AUGUCUGAGAAUUACGGCCAAUACCAACAAUCCAUCUAUUCCAAUGGCAUGUUCUCCAACGGCCGCCAGGUCGUCACAACUGACCCGCGCCAAUUGGAAGAACAAGCGCGCAAAGCCCUGAGUCUGCAGUCAUACAGUUACAUAGCUGGCGGAGCCGGAGAGAAGGCGACUAUGGAUAGUAACCGUCUGGCGUUUCGGCAGUGGAAGUUACAGGAUACCGAAGAUGUUGAAGACGAGGUGGAUACCUCAAUCGAACUAUUUGGGGAACAAUACCCCCAUCCAAUCCUGAUGGCACCCAUCGGCGUUCAAGCUCUAGCUCACCGCGACAAAGAGACAGGUCUUGCCGGAGCCUGCGCUGAAGUAGAUGUUCCAUAUAUCCUAAGCACAGCUUCCGGAUCAACCUUUGAGGAUGUAGCCGCCAGUUGCGGAGAUGGCAAGAGAUGGUACCAGCUGUAUUGGCCAAGCGAUAACGAUGUCACUAUCUCUUUACUGAAAAGGGCAAAAGCGAAUGGGUUCACAGCUCUGGUAGUGACUUUAGAUACCUGGACUCUGGCAUGGCGCCCUGCAGAUCUCGACACGGGAUAUCUACCCUUCCUAGCUGGCAUCGGUACAGAAUUCGGUCUGACAGACCCCGUAUUCCGUGCCAAGUUCGAAGCAGAGACCGGCUCAAAAGUUGAGGAUGAACCACUGGGCGCUGCGAGAGCAUGGCUACAAGGCAUUUUCGGCGCAAACCAUAAGUGGGAAGAUGUCGCUUUUCUUCGCAAGAAUUGGGAUGGGCCACUUAUCCUUAAAGGUAUCCAAGAUGUGGAUGACGCGAAAACGGCGCUGAAAUAUGGUUGUGACGGUAUCGUGGUGUCAAAUCAUGGAGGCCGACAACUAGACGGAGCAAUCGGCUCCCUUGAAGUCUUGCCUGAAAUCGUCGAUGCCGUUGGCAAGGAUAUGACCGUCUUAUUCGACUCUGGCAUCCGCACAGGUUCCGAUAUCGUCAAAGCCAUCGCACUCGGCGCAAAAGCGGUUCUCGUUGGUAGACCAGUGAUGUACGGAUAUGGAAUUAAUGGCAAGGAAGGCGCAAAAGAGGUCUUGCAAGGAUUACUGGCUGAUUUCUAUCUGAAUGGCUGGAAGGUACAACCUUUCACUUUUGUGCAUCACAUUGGAUCUCGUUGGGGCGGAUAUUUUGCUGCUGAGGUGGAAGAAUCAGCAGUGAACAAGAAUCGGAAUCAAAUUCUCCACGGCCUUGAGCAAUUGUCUGAGGAAGAGCAGUUGGACGUCCUGGGCAAUGAUCACCCGAACUUCAAGUACACUCUAUAG
Talaromyces amestolkiae is the source of this 1308-nucleotide messenger RNA. RefSeq lists its product as uncharacterized. The record is from RefSeq and is a predicted model, not a curated record. Bases 1 to 1308 code for a protein of 435 amino acids. Lineage: Eukaryota; Fungi; Ascomycota; Eurotiomycetes; Eurotiales; Trichocomaceae. The transcript has 6 exons. Gene Ontology annotation, molecular function: oxidoreductase activity.